Oncorhynchus gorbuscha (pink salmon) is the source of this 1222-nucleotide messenger RNA. It is a transcript of the gene polr3f, whose product is annotated as polymerase (RNA) III (DNA directed) polypeptide F. Lineage: Eukaryota; Metazoa; Chordata; Actinopteri; Salmoniformes; Salmonidae. The transcript is spliced from 9 exons. Gene Ontology annotation, cellular component: RNA polymerase III complex. Gene Ontology annotation, biological process: transcription by RNA polymerase III. Bases 144 to 1088 code for a protein of 314 amino acids. The record is from RefSeq and is a predicted model, not a curated record.
AGCGAACCAAAUGCGACUUGGACCCAAAGUCGCAUGUUCAAAUGUUGAUUAAUUGCAUUGCUAGCUAGCUAGCUAGCUACCUACCUACCUACCUACCUAACUAAACAAACAAACAUACAUACAAUAUUUUACAAUUCUCCACGAUGGCGGAUGUGAAAGUAAAGAAAGAAUCUUCAGAUCCCGUAGACAUUGAAAACAGGAUAAAGGCACUCUGUCAACAGUUCCCUCAUGGAAUAACAGACCAGGUGAUCCAGAAUGACAUGCCUCAUUUGGAGGCUCAACAGAGAGCCAUGGCCAUCAACAGACUACUGUCAUUGGGUCAGUUGGACCUUCUACGAAACAGCUCAGGACUUCUAUACCGCAUGAAGGAUGCCCAGACAGCAAGCAAAAUGAAAGGCUCCGACAAUCAAGAGAAGCUGGUGUAUCAGGUCAUUGAGGAUGCAGGAAACAAAGGGAUCUGGAGCAGGGACAUUAGAUAUAAGAGCAACCUUCCUCUGACAGAGAUCAACAAGAUCCUCAAGAACCUAGAGAGCAAAAAGCUAAUCAAGGCUGUGAAAUCAGUGGCUGCGUCAAAAAAGAAGGUUUACAUGCUAUACAACCUGCAGCCAGACCGCUCGGUGACUGGGGGAGCCUGGUACAGUGACCAGGACUUUGAGUCUGAGUUUGUGGAGGUUCUCAAUCAGCAGUGUUUCAAAUUCCUUCAGAGUAAGGCCGAGGUGGCGAGGGACAGCAAGCAGAACCCCAUGGUGCAAAGAAACAGUUCCUUUGCCACCUCUCACGAAGUGUGGAAGUAUAUUUGUGAACUCGGUAUCAGCAAGGUGGACCUGUCUAUGGAAGACAUUGAGACUAUUCUGAACACACUCAUCUACGACGGCAAGGUGGAGAUGACCAUCAUCGCGGCCAAGGAGGGCACUGUGGGCAGUGUGGACGGCCAGAUGAAGCUGUACAGAGGGGUCAACCCCAUCAUCCAGCCCACGGGCCUGGUCAAAGCGCCCUGUGGCCUCUGUCCGGUGUUUGAUGAUUGUCAUGAAGGAGGCGAGAUAUCCCCCUCUAACUGUGUGUAUAUGGCAGAGUGGCUGGACUUUUGAUCAGUGACUUGGCAUGUUUAGUUUUUUUUUUCCCUCUGGAAAAGUUUCAUGUAUACUUUUUUUUUUCUAGCAACCUUUGAUGCAUCUGAAGAUAUUUUUAUUUAUACAGGGCUUAAUAAAUAUUUUAAGACUGA